This is a messenger RNA of Pterocles gutturalis (yellow-throated sandgrouse), 794 nucleotides long. RefSeq names its product ubiquitin-conjugating enzyme E2G 2 (gene UBE2G2). The record is from RefSeq and is a predicted model, not a curated record. The coding region runs from base 82 to 495 and encodes 137 amino acids. Gene Ontology annotation, cellular component: cytosol; endoplasmic reticulum. Lineage: Eukaryota; Metazoa; Chordata; Aves; Pterocliformes; Pteroclidae. The transcript is spliced from 5 exons.
GUGGAUCGUGUUAACCUCCCUUGUGUUUUUAUUUUUACAGAGCUGACCCUGAACCCCCCAGAAGGGAUAGUAGCAGGUCCCAUGAAUGAAGAGAACUUCUUUGAAUGGGAAGCUCUGAUUAUGGGUCCUGAAGACACCUGUUUUGAGUAUGGGGUUUUCCCUGCUAUUCUGAGCUUUCCACUCGACUACCCGUUAAGUCCUCCGAAGAUGAGGUUCACGUGCGAGAUGUUCCAUCCGAACAUUUACCCAGAUGGGAGAGUUUGCAUCUCUAUUCUUCAUGCUCCUGGGGAUGAUCCCAUGGGAUAUGAGAGCAGCGCUGAGCGGUGGAGUCCUGUGCAGAGUGUGGAAAAGAUCCUCUUGUCGGUUGUUAGCAUGCUGGCAGAGCCAAAUGAUGAAAGUGGAGCCAAUGUAGAUGCUUCCAAGAUGUGGCGGGAAGACAGAGAACAAUUUAACAAAAUUGCCAAGCAGAUUGUGCAGAAGUCACUUGGACUUUAAGCUUACAAAGAGACUGAAGUGUUUUGUAUUUCUCUCCACCUGAAAAUGAGCAGUGCUCAGUGCUGGUACCAAAAAGGAAAACUUUGCAAAACUAUUGGCCUAAUUCUUAUCAUUCAUUAUUUAUUUACCAUCUCUUUUCUUCUUCCACUGCUCCAGAGAAGCCUCUAGUUCACUCACUAAAAUAUGUGGAAAAGGGAUUUAAUACUAGGGAAAAAUAUGGAGACAAUGCUGUUUCAAAGGCUGCUUGUUGCUACCUCACUUCAUGGUAAGGAAAGCUUGGAGACUUUGCAGUCCGCAGC